Molecule: messenger RNA, 789 nt
Organism: Elephantulus edwardii (Cape elephant shrew)
Lineage: Eukaryota; Metazoa; Chordata; Mammalia; Macroscelidea; Macroscelididae
Gene: CD274
Product: CD274 molecule
Exons: 4
Coding region: 1-789 (262 amino acids)
Biological process (GO): T cell costimulation; negative regulation of T cell proliferation; cellular response to lipopolysaccharide
Cellular component (GO): external side of plasma membrane
Source: RefSeq, a predicted model, not a curated record
AUGAGGAUAUUUAAUAUCUUUACACUCAUGACCUACUGUCAUUUACUGAACGCUUUUACUGUCACUGUGCCUAAGGACCUACAUGUGGUAGAUUAUGGCAGCAAUGUGACGAUGGAAUGUGUGUUCCCAGUAGAAAAGGAGUUCAACCUGGAUGACUUAGUUGUAUACUGGGAGAUGGGGGACAAGAAAAUUAUUCAAUUUAUGAAUGGGAAAGAAGACUCGAAGGUGCAGCACAGCAGCUACAGACAGAGGGCUCAGCUGCUUAAAGACCAGCUCUCCCAGGGAAAGGCCAUGCUUCAGAUCACAGACGUGAAACUGCGCGAUGCAGGGGUUUACUGCUGCCUCAUCAGCUAUGGCGGUGCUGACUACAAGCGGAUUACUUUGAAAGUCAAUGCUCCCUACCACAAAAUCAACCGGAGAGUUUCUGUGGACCCAGUCACCUCGGAGCAUGAGCUCACGUGUCAGGCCAAAGGGUACCCUGAGGCUGAAGUCACCUGGACAAGCAGUGACCAGCAAGUCCUGAGAGGCAAGACUGUCAUCACCAAGGAGGAGGAGGAGGAGCUUUUCAAUGUAACCAGCACGCUGAGGGUCAACGCAACCGCCAAGGAGGCCUUCCGCUGCACUUUUCAGAGAGCAGGUCUCGAGGAGAACAGUACUGCCGAGUUGGUCAUCCCAGAACAAUUUGAGCCUCCACCAAAUUAUAGGACUCACUUGAUGCUUCUGGGAACCAUUCCUCUGUUCCUUAUUGUGGUGUUAGUCAUCUUCAACCAAAAAAGAAAUGGUAAUUGA